Fusarium vanettenii 77-13-4 is the source of this 447-nucleotide messenger RNA. RefSeq lists its product as uncharacterized. Lineage: Eukaryota; Fungi; Ascomycota; Sordariomycetes; Hypocreales; Nectriaceae. The coding region runs from base 1 to 447 and encodes 148 amino acids. The transcript has 2 exons. The record is from RefSeq and is a predicted model, not a curated record.
AUGUCGUUACUUCAAGCGCCUCGAAGACAGCUCUUGGAACGCAUCCCUCGAGCUUGCGCGAUCAGUACUGAAUGUCCUUUCCAGCAACGCAUUCAGCACCAACUUCAAUCGCCCUCGACACCCCGACGCCUCUUGUCAACGACUGCCACACGGUCGUAUGCCUCUCGCCGGCGCUCACCAGACAAUGAGACCCUCCAGCGCGUCAAGCGACUGCAAGAGGCCAAGCUAGCAAAGGACCAGUCUCUGCAAGGUAUAGAAAAGGCUGAGAAAAACAAGGAGUUUCAGAAGCGGUACAAGUCGGCGGCGAGGAAGUGGACGGCGUCUAUAAUUGCGCUGCCGAUUUUGCUGGUGACGAGCUACUACUUGUUUGAUCGAUAUGGCUGUCCGAUGAACUUCGGUUCACUCGAUCCACUAGAUGAGAGUCUGAGCGAAGAUGACGGGCCGUGA